AUAGAUUUAUUUAAAUGAACUGGAAUGUUCCUCUAUGACUUGUCUUUCGAUCAAUUUCUUUCGUUUUGAUUCGCUUAAAUUUUAGUAUAGUGAAAACCUUUUGGUUUUCGGCAUUUUGGUUUGCGGCAUUUCCCAGGACUAAUAUUCAAAAUCUUCCGGGUGAGCACUUCCCCCAAAGCUGCAAGAUAUAAUACUCUCGCCUUCGGCGUUCGUUUACUCACACCCCUCUCUAUAAAUCCUCCAUCCACCCCAGAUUGAGUGGUCAAAUAUUAGAAGUCCACUUCCUUCGAUGACGUCAUUACGACACGGAAAAAGAAUUGUAUCGAAAACAAAACCAAAUAAAUAUUCUAACGUCAUGGGUUGCUAUGUCAUAAACCUGUAAACAUAAUUUCUCACGCAUUUCACGCAUUUUUUAUGCAAAUUUUAUGAACUAAAAUUUGGAUUGUUGACAGAUUACCGUCGUUUCUGUCCCUUCUCUACGUUUUAACCGAAGAAAAUCGUCAAUGCUCUCACUUGAGGAAGUCUUCGUAAGCAAGAACUAGGAAAUAAAGCGAAGACGAUCGUGGUCGACCAGAGCCGAGUUCAAGGAUUGCAUUCAGUACCGAACUGACGAAACACCGCGAGGUAAAUUAACAGAACAUGCAGAACAAGCACCGCAGAAUGGGUCCGAGGCCGAGUUCUCUAGAAGAUCCUUCGAAGUGCAUAAAGUUCUCGCUAUUUUUCUUAAAUGUUCUCUUUUGGUUAGCGGCAAUCUUGAUCCUCGGUGUCGGUGUUUACAUGAUGGUCGAAAAGAAGGACGCUUACCAGAAUUUAAGCGACUUGUCGUUUGAUCCAGCAGUGCUGUUCGUAUUGCUCGGCGCAGCAUUGUUUAUUAUAACUUUUUUGGGUUGUCUCGGUGCUCUCCGAGAGAACACGUGCAUGCUUUGCUUUUAUGCGAGCAUUGUAGGUUUUCUUUUGCUGGUCGAAGUGGCUUGUGGCUUUUUGGGUUUCUUCUUCCGUGAGAGGGUGCAGGAAGGUAUAGGAGAGAAAUUGAGCAACGCAAUCAAUCUUUAUCGCGAUCCUGAUAAACCCGACCUACAGUUGCUCAUAGAAACCACACAGACCGAAUUCAAAUGCUGUGGAAUCGCUUCCUAUGAAGAUUGGGGAUCCAACAUUUAUUUCAACUGUUCUUCGCCCGGUGUUGAAGCGUGCGGUGUUCCCCGAACAUGUUGUAAGACGGAAGAAGAUAGAAUAAACAGCCAGUGUGGAUAUGGAGUUGGAAGAAUGGAUUCCUUUGAGCGAGAGAAAAGGAUUUACACCAGAGGCUGCCUGACGACUGUUGUGGACUGGUUCAAAAACAAUCUGAUCACCAUUGGGAUCGUGUCGUUCGGCAUAUUGCUACUGCAGAUAAUAACAAUUUGGCUUGCUACGACCUUGCGUGGCCAGGUGUCAGACAUUAAGAGUACCUUCAACAGGCGAUAAAGUGAAUGGGAGUUAGGCUUUCCAGUUGAAUGCCCCAAUAUCUUCAGCUGCGUGCAUUAUGCGUUUUGAUAUUACAAAUUUGACCUUAUAUUCUGCGUAUUCGUAUGAAAUUGUCGGUGCCACCAUAACUAUGGUGCCACGAAAAUGUAAAUGUGAAUAUUCUAAAUACAAUUUAUUAGACUUA
Molecule: messenger RNA, 1645 nt
Organism: Orbicella faveolata
Lineage: Eukaryota; Metazoa; Cnidaria; Anthozoa; Scleractinia; Merulinidae
Product: tetraspanin-33 pseudogene
Source: RefSeq, a predicted model, not a curated record